GAUAGCUGUGUUUCUCGCUUCAUUCCGACCCUGCACAUCGGCUUGAGCAGUCGUAAUGUAUCAAAUUAAAGAUAAAGUUUUUCUGGUAACCGGUGGAGCGGCGGGAAUAGGCGCUGGAGUGACACAGGCUUUCCUUGAACAAGGGGCUAAGCAUGUAGCUGCAUUAGACCUAAACGAGACCAGCGGAAAGAAACUAGAAAGUGAAUUGGCUGCCAAGUAUGGUCAAAAUAAGAUAACAUUUUACAAAUGUGACGUCACUACCAAGAAUUUGGAAGAUUGCAUAGACGCUGUUUAUAAGAAGCUCGGCUACAUCGACUGCGUGGUCAAUUGCGCUGGUAUCCUGAACGAUGGACCAAGUAUGAUGGUCAGGGCGAUAGAGGUCAAUGUAACGGCAUUGAUCAGGAGUUCAAUGAAGGCGCUCGAGCUGAUGCGUAAGGACCACGGCGGCAAAGGAGGCACUAUCGUCAACAUCUCAUCAAUCGCUGGAAUUUUCCCAUGCACCAGCUUACCCAUCUACUGUGCCACCAAAAGCGCUGUCUUACAGUUCAGCAACUGUCUUGGUUCGGAACCACAUUACCCUCGUACUGGAGUCCGUGUGAUCACCAUGUGUUUCGGCUGCACCGACACCGCCUUGCUUAACAGCAAUAACUAUAGAGCCAUCGACAAAGAAACGGAUGACGAAGAAGCUAUAACGAACCUCGUUAAAAAAUUACCCAUGCAGAAGCCCGAAUCAGCAGUGAAAGGCAUCAUAGAAGCUUACAAGCGUGGCGCAAGCGCAAGUACAUGGCUCGUAUCAGCUGACAGGGCGGCUGAGGACAUCACAGAGAACGUUAAGAAAGGAUACCAAAUCAUGAGCCAAGGGGUCUUUGAUAAGAACACUGCAUAAGCGCGCAUGCGCGAUAAAAUUCUAAGUAUAAUAAACAUUACCUAUAAAUAAUCGGAUAUAUAAUAAUCAAAAAAGAAGAAUUAACAGAUUUUUUGUUUCUUGUGCUCUUUUACCACUAAAGAUAGUGAACUUAAGUUACUUUUUCUAUAAAUCAGUUAUAAAUAAAGAAAAUAAUUUAAAA
Pectinophora gossypiella (pink bollworm) is the source of this 1067-nucleotide messenger RNA. Its product is annotated as 15-hydroxyprostaglandin dehydrogenase [NAD(+)]-like. The transcript is spliced from 5 exons. The record is from RefSeq and is a predicted model, not a curated record. Bases 56 to 886 code for a protein of 276 amino acids. Lineage: Eukaryota; Metazoa; Arthropoda; Insecta; Lepidoptera; Gelechiidae. Gene Ontology annotation, cellular component: cytoplasm. Gene Ontology annotation, molecular function: oxidoreductase activity, acting on the CH-OH group of donors, NAD or NADP as acceptor.